AUGACAUAUACUUUAUAUGGUUAUCAUGCUUCAGACAAUUGCUACAAGAUUAAACUUCUACUAAAUCAAUUGGAGAUUCCUUUUCAUUAUAAAGAAGUUGAUAUUGUAAAGGGAGAAUCUCGAACGGAAGAGUUUCUACCCCAAGUAAAUCCAGUUGGCUGUAUUCCAGUUCUAGCCAUAUCAUCCACAGCAACACUGACAGAAUCGAAUGCUAUUUUGAUCUAUCUGGCCGAAGAUACACCUUUUCUUCCUAAAGAAAAAUUCAAAAGAGCCCAAGUGUUUCAAUGGCUUUUCUUCGAACAAUAUAAACAUGAACCCAAUAUUGCUACAUUACGUUUCUGGCAAAAAUGCUUGAACCGAAAGAAGACAGACAAGCAAUGGAAAGAUAAAAUGGAAGAAAAAUUUACCAAUGGUGAAGAAGCCUUGAGGAUCAUGAAUGAUCACUUGAUGAACAAUGCCUAUUUUGUGGGCAAUAGCUAUACGAUAGCAGAUAUCUGUCUGUAUGCUUAUACACAUAAAGCUCAUGAGGCAGGCUUCAACCUAAACAGUUAUCCACAUAUCCUCCAAUGGUUUAAAAGAAUUGAAAAACAGGAUAAUUACGUAAAAUUUGAGUAA
Molecule: messenger RNA, 615 nt
Organism: Mycotypha africana
Lineage: Eukaryota; Fungi; Mucoromycota; Mucoromycetes; Mucorales; Mycotyphaceae
Product: glutathione S-transferase domain protein
Exons: 1
Coding region: 1-615 (204 amino acids)
Source: RefSeq, a predicted model, not a curated record